AAAUAACAAAUAUUAGUUCAGGACAAAAAAGUAAGCACACUGACCCAACAUUUUUGCAUCACUGGUAUUAGAAAAACAUUUUAUCAGCGAAAUAUCUUUAAAACGUUUUGUCAGCAGAACCUCCUAUAUGAAGCGUUAAAAAUCUAGCAAAAAUGGUGAAAAUUGGGUACUUCAAAAUUUAGGGGUAGGGGUUACAAAAAUUGUUUUUCUGGUAAACAUAUUAUUUACUAGAUCAAUAAUUUCAACUUCUAGAUUAAAUAGAAUGUGAUAGUUUUGUCAAUUCCAAGAAUAUUCAUACAUAUCUGAUAAGACAUUUUUUAAGGUAUUGCCUUGAUUUGUUGUAAGUAUGGUCAAAACAGCAGAAUUCACGUAAAAUCAUAUACAUGUACUUAACAUUCAAAAUGUUAGUUGUCAGAAAAUUUAGAAUUUUUCACCAGAGCAAAUAUUCAAUACAUCGAAGAUAUUUGGUACAAGUUGUUGCCCAAAGUAUAUAUGUCAAGGAAAACUACUGUACUGUUCACACAGGUACGUUUCUAGUCUUUUAUUAUAAAAUUAGACAGUGAUAAAUAUAUAUGAUCUUUAUAUAGGUAUUUCUGACUAAUUUUAUAAAACAAGAACAGACAUGGCUCUGAUGUACAUCACUAAAUAAUUCAGAUCGAAUCCAAUCAUUUAUAAUUCCAAUUACUGUCUCUUUAUUAAAUCGGAUACUGCGUCUUUUUUUUUUAAAGAAAUAGACCAACCACUUGAUAAAAAAAACAUAGGCCUAAACAUAAAAAAAUAAAGUUACUUUUUGACUCUUUAUUUAGAAUAUUCCGUCAAACCGGAAGUUGAUAUUAUACCUCGGCUGGAAACAACGAAAGGGGUUUAUGAUGGCAGAUGUGGAUGCAUCCUCUAACCAUUCCCAGGACAAAAAUGAUGAUGAGGAUGAUAAUGAGCAAGAAGAUGAGGGACCAUAUCUUGGUCGUGAUCUACAUGAAGGAAUUCAAGCUUUGUACCAUGAAAAAAAACUGACUGAUGUUACUAUUGUGAUAGAGUCAGAAAAAUUCCCUUGUCAUCGACUAGUGCUAGCUGCACUUUCGCCAUUUUUCCGUAGCAUGUUCACAAGUGAAUUUAAAGAAAAGUCCCAGGCGGAAGUUGAAUUAAAAUGUGUCAGUGCAGCAACUUUCAAGUGCAUACUAGACUACAUAUAUGCCUUUGAUGAAGUCAUCGGAAAUGAAAAUGUACAAGACUUGCUUAAAUCAGCUUGCAUGCUUGGGAUAGGAUCUCUUCAGUAUGAUUGUGAGAAUUUCAUUAUUGACAAACUGACAUUCGAGGACAGUGCUUCAACAUUGAAGUUUGCAAAAUCACAUUCAUGCAAGAAACUGACUGACUCAUGUCUAGAAAAACUGGGUGAGAAGUUUGAUAAAUUCAGUAUAACUGAGGACUUUUUGAACCUAGACAAGGAUGAUGUUAUAGAAAUGAUGAAAAUGGAGAGUCUAAUCACAGCUGCAGAAGAGAACACUGCCGAAGCUAUCAUGAACUGGGUGACUCACAAGAAAGAGGAGCGCCAGGUUGAUGCUGUUCUGUACAGUGUACUAGAAUAUGUGAAAUUCCCACUGAUGCCAGCUGAGUAUCUGUUUGAGUUAACUGAGCGUUUUCCAAUUCUCUGCGAAAACUGUCGUGUGAGAAGUUUAUUAGAUGAGGCCAAACUUUAUCACUGUGUUGGAUUUAGACGUCAUGAGAUUUCCUCACAUCGGACACAUUACAGGAAAAAAUCAAAGCUCACAAAUGUCAUGUUCAGCGUUAAGUGUGACAAUACACCAUCCCUAUAUGCAUACAGUUUCCAGGAAGAAAAUUGGGGGUUCCAGCGCUUCUCAAGUCCGACAGCAUAUGGCCUAGGAACCGCUUCAUGUAUCCAUGAUAAUGAUUUGUAUGUCCAUGGAGGGGUAGCAAACUCUCGUGGACAACUACAGAAAUUCAUUUCGCUUACGAACAGUUGGGUGAAGUGUCCAUCUUCAGGAAAACGCAUGUAUAACCAUGCUCUGGUCUGUGUGAGAGAGAGUUUGUAUGCCAUUGGUGGCUGCGAGGUGGAACACAACAGGGUGAUGACUGGGAUUAUGGAGUUUAACAUCACCAGUGAGUCUUGGUCUCCAGUUACUAAAGGAGCUCUCCCCUGUGCAGUACAUACCUUCAGUGCGACAGCCAUCGAUAGAAAAGUCUAUAUUUUUGGAGGAAAGACGAGAGAAGAUAGUGCUUCAUUAAAAAUCCAGUGUUUUGACACAGUAUCUAGACAAACAACAGUAUUUGGUGAUCUACCUGUGCCUGUUGCUUUAAGUGGUGCUAUCACUGUGGACAAGACAGUGUACCUUGCAUCAGGGGCAGGGGAGAUAAUCCAAUGGACGCCAAGAGAUGGGGGACUGAUCAUCAAGUCAGUACUGAAAAAAGAGAGAUCUAAAGAACGUGGUACGCAGUUGGUUUAUCACAAAAAAAAGUUGGUAGUCUUCUCUGCUUUUGAUUAUGAAGAUUAUGAACUCAUGCCAAUAUCUGAGAAUUGUCUGAUAGAUUUAGAGUCUGGAGACAUUGAACAUCCCUGGAUGAACUUUCCUGAGUUGUCCACUUGGGGUAGGGCUGACAGGUGCAGGAUGCAUUUGUGUGUAGCCCCAAGAUCCUACUUCAUGUCACAUCUGGAUGAUUCCAAUCCUGAUGAUGAAAGUGAUGAAAAUGCAGAGGAAGACCAGAGUUAGAUUUUUAUGUCAUUCACAUACAUAUGUAUAUACCUUAAAAAUUAAGGCUAGUCUGACAUUCAA
Messenger RNA from Pecten maximus, 2786 nucleotides. Its product is annotated as kelch-like protein 24. Bases 867 to 2723 code for a protein of 618 amino acids. Gene Ontology annotation, molecular function: protein binding. The record is from RefSeq and is a predicted model, not a curated record. The transcript has 2 exons. Lineage: Eukaryota; Metazoa; Mollusca; Bivalvia; Pectinida; Pectinidae.